AUGGUCUAUCAUUGGAUAACAAAGAGAAUCGGAAAAGACAAACCUCUGAAUGAGCUGGCGGAACACUUGGACAGAGUUUCAAAUCCUUCAGAUGAGAUUAAACUAAUCUUUGGGCAAUUGAUUCAAGGAUCUGAUUCAACUAGACAUGUUCGAGAAAAUUCCUUUGGAAAUGGUCCAUUGACUUUAAAUAGUCCAAACCAAUACAGUGCAAAAGAUUCGACUCUUUUAAUCGGUUGUUCUUCAUUGGUUGCUGCCUUCUCAAAAGGUGCUCCAGGUUGUGUUGCUGACGCUGCUAAAAUGGCUGCAGCAAAGUCUAUGGGCAUUCAGGGAGAGUUUGGUUAUACCGUAACCGCCAAAGAGUUAGCAAAAGGUUAUACGCCUGGCGGUCCAGCUGUCAAAGUUACUGUUGGCAGCGCUAAAUCAUCAUUCAAAGGUAUAUUAGUAUAUGCCGUUGACGCCAAGAACAACCACGUUGGUACAUUCGCAAAACCAGCAAAUCUUCAAUUCCAAGCUAAUUGUCCAGGUGAUAAUGGAUCAGGAACCCUAACACAUAUGGCUGGCGUUGGAAAAAUUAUGUUUAUGGCUACUUUUGUAUCAGGAGGACCAAAAUCACCAGCUCCCGGAUUCCAAGCAGCAAAAUCAAUACCAUAUGCAGAACUUGCAGCAGCACCUGGAAAAACUCCUGCAGCUACCGAUACCGCUGCACCACCAACAAAUACCAAUACCACUCCAUCACCCCCAGCAGGUUCCACCCCAUCACCCCCAGCAGGUUCCACCCCAUCACCUACAACUGCCAACCAACCUAGUGGUGGAAUCUCCAUUUCACAAUAUUCAAGCUUCGGUGCUCUCGUACUUGCUAAUGUUGUCGCUGCUUUUAUUUUACUCUAA
Messenger RNA from Entrophospora sp. SA101, 888 nucleotides. NCBI's taxonomy places the organism in Eukaryota, Fungi, Glomeromycota, Glomeromycetes, Entrophosporales, Entrophosporaceae. The record is from the annotation of a GenBank genome assembly.